Nilaparvata lugens (brown planthopper) is the source of this 1701-nucleotide messenger RNA. RefSeq names its product splicing factor 3A subunit 2 (gene Sf3a2). Gene Ontology annotation, biological process: spliceosomal complex assembly. The coding region runs from base 396 to 1394 and encodes 332 amino acids. Gene Ontology annotation, molecular function: nucleic acid binding; zinc ion binding. The record is from RefSeq and is a predicted model, not a curated record. The transcript is spliced from 6 exons. Gene Ontology annotation, cellular component: U2 snRNP; U2-type prespliceosome; catalytic step 2 spliceosome. Lineage: Eukaryota; Metazoa; Arthropoda; Insecta; Hemiptera; Delphacidae.
UGCCAUCAUGGGGUUGCAAGAUCAUUAAGUUAACUUAGGAGGUUUAAGGUGAGAAAAUAAUCAUAUUUGAACGUUUUUUUUGUAAUUUCGUUCAUAAUCAUGAACUAUAACGCUGAUAAUAGUGAGUUUCAUUGAUUGAUAAGUUAAAAUCCCUUCAAUGGCCAACAACAUUUCUGAAGAUGGCAUCACAAUUUAUUAUGUCUGCUCUAUUACUGUAUGAUAGAACCCAUCUUAAAGAACCACUCUUUCUGAACCGUUCAUUCGCGUCGUUCAAAAAGUCGCCUUAAAGUCGUUCAAAAAUUUCUAACCUCGUCAAACAAAGCUUCAUUGUACAUUUUUCUUCUUCAAAAUAGUUUUUUUGUUGAAUAUUCUUGAUAUUUAAUCAAGAUUAGAAAAUGGAUUUUCAAAACCGCCCCGGUGGAAAGACGGGGGGAGGAGGUGUGGCAUCAUGGUCCGAAUCUAAUCGUGACAGACGAGAGCGUCUCAGACAAUUGGCGCUCGAAACAAUAGAUCUCAACAAGGAUCCUUAUUUUAUGAAAAAUCAUUUAGGAUCAUAUGAGUGUAAACUGUGUCUGACACUGCAUAACAAUGAAGGAAGCUAUCUGGCUCACACUCAGGGCAAAAAGCAUCAAGCAAAUUUGGCCAGGCGUGCUUCCAAGGAGGCCAAGGACUCUCCUCAACAGCCUGCUCCAGAGAAGCCUCGAGUUGAGCCGAAAAAGUUUGUGAAAAUCGGUCGACCUGGUUACCGAGUGACGAAACAGCGCGAGUCAGACAGUGGUCAACAGAGUUUGCUCUUUCAAAUCGAUUAUCCUGAAAUAGCUGACGGUGUAGUGCCGCGUCACCGCUUCAUGUCCGCCUAUGAGCAACGUGUAGAGCCGCCCGAUAGGAAGUGGCAGUAUCUGCUAUUCGCUGCAGAGCCGUAUGAAACCAUUGCAUUCAAGGUGCCGAGCCGCGAAGUGGACAAGUCGGAAGCACGUUUCUGGACUCACUGGAAUCUGGACACAAAGCAAUUCUUCCUGCAGUUCGCCUUCAAACUGGACUCAAAGUCGUUUCCGCCUCCUCCGCCUCCAUCAGCAACGCCCACCCCUACCCCGGCCCCCGCCUCACUGCCGCCUCCGCCUCCGCAGGCAGCCAUGGUUCCACCCCCGCCUCCAAUGAUGAGUGGAGUUCCGCCACCCAUGAUGGGCGGAGUUCCGCCCCCGCAAGCGGGAAUGGUGCCGCCUCCACCGCCUAUGAUGGGCGGAGUUCCGCCUCCGCAGACGGGAAUGGUUCCGCCUCCGCCGCCUCCCAUGGGAGCUCCUCCGCCUCCGCUUCCGCCUGGCAUGUUCAAUCCGGUGCCGCCUCCGCCGCCCCAAAUCGCUGUCACCAUACCGCCGCCUCCGCCUAAGAUGUAGGCGCGCGGAGCGAGUCUGACUGCUAGUGAGCGAAGCGUGUCUGACAGCUAGCGAGCGAAGUGAAUUUGACAGCUAGCGAGCGAAGUAAGUCUGACAGCUAGGGAGUGAAGCGAGUCUAACAUCUAGCGAGCGAAGUGAGUCUGGAAGCAAGAGAGAAUGGUCCCUUUUACAGUGUGUGUUUUACGGUAUUGAGAAUUUAUAGUCUAAUUAUUUUCACGUACUGUAUUUUAUAUUUGAGUAAUAUUGUACUUUUACAAUCUCCUACUUUUUUAACGUACCAUAUAAUAAAUAUUAUGUUUAAUGGAUA